AUGCUCGCCUCCCUGUCGCGACUCGUCUAUGGGCCCACCAAGGAAGAGCGCGUGCAAGAAGUGCAGCGUCGACUGCGACAGGAGCAGCGUGCUCUUGACCGCGAGAUCCGCCAAAUGGAUCAGGCCAUGAGCCGCGUCAAGCAGGACAUCAAGCGACUCGCACGCAAGGGGGAUGACAGGAAUGCCAUUGUACUGGCCAAGGAAGUCGUGCGCACUACAAAGCACCGAACACGCCUAGUGACAAGCAAGGCCCAACUGAACAGUAUCAGUCUCCAGCUACAGCAGCAGCUCUCUAUGUACAAAGUCACGGGGCACUUGCAAAGAUCUACGGAGAUCAUGAAACUAUCCAACGCGCUCAUUCGGAUACCCCAAAUGACGCAGUCUAUGCGCGAGAUGAGCCAAGAACUUACGAAAGCUGGCAUCCUUGAGGAAAUGAUGCAAGAUACCCUUGAAUCGAGCGUGUUGGCAGACGAUGACCCCAUCGAGCUGGAGGCCGAAGCGGACGCCGAAGUGCACCAAGUACUGUAUGAACUGACCGACGGCAAGCUGGGGGAAGCAGGCACUACGGCACACCUUCCGCAGCCUGCCGUUGCAGAGACGGCUUCCCGCGAACAGGACGACCUCGAUCAGAUCCAGGCCGCUCUACACGGUCUGCUCCACGGCUAA
Molecule: messenger RNA, 666 nt
Organism: Malassezia restricta
Lineage: Eukaryota; Fungi; Basidiomycota; Malasseziomycetes; Malasseziales; Malasseziaceae
Product: charged multivesicular body protein 3
Exons: 1
Coding region: 1-666 (221 amino acids)
Biological process (GO): protein transport; late endosome to vacuole transport; endosome transport via multivesicular body sorting pathway
Cellular component (GO): multivesicular body; ESCRT III complex
Source: RefSeq, a predicted model, not a curated record